CGAAUCAAAAUAAUGGAAAUCAAGAUCAUAAUAAUGAAAACGUUAUAAGUGAAGAAAUAGUGAUACAAAGCCAUAUGAUGUCUAAUGAAGAAGAUCAACUCGAGAUAUUAGAGAAUGAAGAAGAAAGUGAUGAGGGCAACCAAAGCAGUUAUAUAAUGUCUGAUAAAUUAUUUAAUGAAGAUCAACUCGAAGUAUUAGAAGAUAAAGAGAAAGAUGAUGAAGGCAGUCAAGACAGUUAUAUAAUAUAUGACGAACUAUUUAAUGAGGAUCAACUCGAAGUAUUAGAAGAUGAAGAAGAUAAUGAUGAAAAAGAUUUAAUCAAAGGUUUACAGCUUCUCCAAAUUAAGGAUAGACAUAACAUCUCAGAUGCUACAUUUAACGAAAUUCUUAAAGUUUUAGAAAUUCCUGAAACAUCUAUUUACAAACUUAGAAAGUUUUUUGGAAAAAUUAUCCCAUUUGAACUGAAUCUUAUAGAUUGUUGUGUCAACUCAUGCGUAGCAUUUACUGGAAAGCUUUCUAAUGAGAACCAAUGUCCAGAAUUAAUUCAUCAAGGAAAUUGUCAUGUCUACUUUCCACUCAAGCCUCCAACUAGUGUUUCAGAUAUUCAGUAUAAUCCCAAAAACCUUCCAUUACGAACACAUAAAAAUUAUAUACAAGAUGUUACAGCCAUAGAAAAUAUGAAUAGAUCUUCACAUAAACGCGAAGUGCGAGUGAGAG
This is a messenger RNA of Funneliformis caledonium, 717 nucleotides long. The record is from the annotation of a GenBank genome assembly. Lineage: Eukaryota; Fungi; Glomeromycota; Glomeromycetes; Glomerales; Glomeraceae.